This is a messenger RNA of Mytilus trossulus (common blue mussel), 2348 nucleotides long. RefSeq lists its product as uncharacterized. The record is from RefSeq and is a predicted model, not a curated record. Bases 267 to 1781 code for a protein of 504 amino acids. The transcript is spliced from 2 exons. Lineage: Eukaryota; Metazoa; Mollusca; Bivalvia; Mytilida; Mytilidae.
AAAUGCAUUUCUCACAAUUAAAUCAAUUUUUAAAGUUGCAGACUGACAUUUAAGAUUUUCAAACCGGUUUUAGUGUGACGUUUAAAUUUAGACAUUGAAAAGUGACAAAUUGUAUGUUAUACUUCGGUACAUACGUAUUAACUAAAGAUGUCGAAAGGGUUCCGCAAUACAAAAGGUAAAAAGACGGAGAUUUAAUAUUGUGGAUUUUACUUUAUGGUGAGAUUUAUCAUACGUGUAUAUCAUCUGUGAAGACAAUAUUUUACCACAUGGAAGGGGUUUAUUUAGAGAGAAAGUGUAAUUACCUAGGCUGCUGGAAAGAUGACACAGUUGCCGACUAUGUUAUUAGACAAGUUGCAGACAUGGUCAGACAUGGGAAAGGAACGAAAUGUAAGCUCCAUCUAUCAAGUCAAGGUGUAAAAGUGACCACUUCGUCGUUAAUGUCGGGGAAAACACUAAAGGAUGUCGUGCCAUUUGAUAAUAUUUAUUUUACAACAGUUAAUCAGUAUAAUCCACAGUGUGUGCUAUUUAUCACAAAAGACCAAAGAAGAAAAUACCGCGUUGUCGCAGUCAGUUGCCAAAGUGGCACAGACGCCAGUCUCUUUGUUUCUUGCUUUAAAGAUUUGAGGAGAACACUUAGCAGUGAAGAUAAUAAUUUAGAACUUACACAAAUUAGUAGUGGAAAUUGGACGCUUCGUUCGAAGCAUCAUCCACCGGAUAAACGUCAGCUUCAUAACAAUGUAUAUACGCAAGACGUUCGUUCAAAUCAAAAUGGUGUGAUACAAACUAAGCACACAGACAUUAAUUCCAAUGUAGCUUCUUCAAAUGAGAAAAACAUAAGUAAAACAAACAGCAAAUAUGAAGCUGUAAACAGGAAAACAGUCCACAACGGGGAAGAAUUUUCGAAUUCUUUCUCAGAAACCGGUCUACGAGAGGAACUCGAUGAUCUAUCACAGGAACUUAGAGAAAUCAAAUUGAUGCUUGAGACUUCUGCAGGCAUUGAUACAGAUGUGUAUUAUGAUAGAGAUGAAAAUGAGGUAGUGCAUAAUGACAGAAAAAUAGAGGUAGAAAUCAUGGAUGUCCCUAGGACUACAAUAGAGGCUGUUGUAGUAGACGAUGAAUCCACUGACGAGGAACAGAACCAAAAUAUAACCGUCAGGCUCGAUACAACAACAAACUCUCUUAACUCCGAGGAAAGCGAGGUCAAAGUGGUCGUUCCUGAUUACAGGAACUCGGGAACACAGAUAAAGCCCAAAACAUAUGUUCGCCGAUACGUUUCCAACGAAAACCCUGUAAAAAAUGUCGUAGAUAGUGAACAACUUUCUCCCCGAAGUUCAACAACAUCAUACGAUACAUGGAAAGAAGAUGUAGUUUUGCGAGGAAAGAUAGCUCCCCGUGAAAUACGUUCGAGGUCAGCUUAUGCAAGUACAUUCAGUAACGAUUCUAGUUUGCAAGGCAGUUUACGAGACCGCAAUUCGCAUGCAAUUUACACGACGACUACAAGAACACAUCAUACACUACCGCAUCAUUCACUCCGAGUUCCUAUGAGGCGCUCCGUUAACUUGUCGUCAACGAUUGAGAGGCCUAUUGAAAAGGUUUAUCCUAGGCCACGAAGUGUCCAUGGUUCAUUAGUAUAUAGACCUAUAACACGUGGACAAAAGGGAACGAUCUAUGCAAUUCCCUCCUCAAAUAAAGGAUAUGUAGACAAACAUCAGAACAAAACUGACAGAUUAUCUUCAAACAUGUCGCAGAAGAAAGAGGAUGUUGUCAUUAUGAAAUCGUGAAUUUUGUGCAGGUCAUACCAAUGAUACGAUCAGAAAAUAAAAAUAUGUGUUUUUUAAAGAACAGGUUGUAAUAAGUUGUAAAUUAAAAACAAAAUCAUAAUUGAUAUAUCUAUAAAUUUAUAUGGAAUUUUACCUUUUCAUGUAUCGAUACUUAAUUAUUAUUUUAUAAUGUAUAUACAAUUAGAACAGGGAUAAAGUUAUUGAACAGGACUAGGAUUAUCUUAUGAUAAUGUUGUAAACACAAUGGGUGUUCUCCGUUGACUAUUCAAUAACCGCUUUACAUAUCAAAUAAAUAGCUUUUGUUGUAUGUUGACACGAUGGCUAAAAGAAACAAUCUGCGAUAAACAGUGCUUGACUGAAAGUUUUAAAAAUAAUUUUAUUAUUUAAUCUGGAAAAUCUUGAGUGGAAACUCUGAUAAGAUUCGCAGUUCAUAGAUUAUCGUCUUUUGUUCAGCGUAUUAACAUAAUAACAGAAUGCAGUAUAACAAAUCAUUCCUGUGUACUUUAACUAUUGAAUAUAUAAAUAUUGCAUGUAUUCAUAUAAGCAAAUAUAAACAUGUAUUUAUCA